This is a messenger RNA of Dissoconium aciculare CBS 342.82, 1344 nucleotides long. Its product is annotated as DUF55-domain-containing protein. The record is from RefSeq and is a predicted model, not a curated record. The transcript has 3 exons. Lineage: Eukaryota; Fungi; Ascomycota; Dothideomycetes; Mycosphaerellales; Dissoconiaceae. Bases 1 to 1344 code for a protein of 447 amino acids. Gene Ontology annotation, molecular function: DNA binding. Gene Ontology annotation, cellular component: nucleus.
AUGCCUCCAAACAAGCCUGGGAGACCCGCAAAAGGCACAUCAAAAGCCAAACCUGUCGCGUUGACAGCAGCAAACGAGCGGCCUCGUCGUGCUGUUCCGGCCGCAAAGUCAACUCCUGCGGUCACUGCCCCCAACAAAACUACCAGAACAGGCAAUAAGCGAGGACGUCCAGCCAAGCAGGCUGCAGUAGAAGAUGAGCCAAAAGCCAAGCGUGGUCGACCUGCCAAGGCGAAAGACGCAGACCAUGAAGAUGCGAAGGUUGCAACAGCGAAGAAAGCUUCCGCUGAGAUUCAAAACAAGAGCGACGCCGCCGCUUCACCAGUAGAUGUUAAGAAACGAGGACGAGGACGCCCACCCAAGGCAGCGAAGGAUAGUGCUCCUGCUGUUCCAAAAUCCGAAACUGCACCGCCCAAGAAACGUGGCCGACCACCAAAGGGAGGCGAGACUACGAAGAUCACCAGUGAUGACUCCGCCGCAGCCGACCAACUCGAGGAGGAACUCCAAGAGAUUGCCGAUGAGCCUGAGGCGGUAGAGGAGGCAGACGAGAGUGCAGCCGAUGGUGCAGCCGAUGAGGAGGCCUUGCGUAAGCACAGAUCUGCCGCCGAACAGACCAGUGUCCGGAACGCUGCGUCCGGGAAGCAAUUUUGGCUGAUGAAAGCUGAGCAGGAGGAUCGGGAGGAAGUGACGAAGAGCGGCAAGACAUUCAACACUAAAUUCACUAUCGACGAUCUCCACGCAAAAGGUGGACCGGAGCCAUGGGAUGGAGUGCGUAACCCUGUGGCCGCUAAGAACAUGCGCGCAAUGCAACAAGGUGACUUAGCGUUCUUCUAUGCAAGUGGUGGAAAAGCUGGCCGAAAGCCAGGAAUCGUUGGCAUCAUGGAAGUUGUCAAAGAACACGAAUCAGAUCCGAGUACCGCCGAUGAUGAGCAUUAUGCAUAUGUCGAGAAGGAAGCAGAUCGUGCGAAGUGGUGUGUAGUACACGUGGAAUUUCGCAAGAAGCUCAGCAAGCCGGUUCUGCUCUCCGAUCUCCAGAAGCACGGCAAGGAUUCCGGAGUACUCAGUAACAUGGACGUGCUCCGAUACUCACGCCUCAGUGUAACCAAGGUGACCGAAGAGGAGUGGAACUUCAUCCAUGAGAACCUGAUUGAAGGAUACGAGAAGGAGGUCGAUGCAUUCCCUGCGUCCUCGGCCGUGCAAGAUGCUGCAAGAGUCGUGCAGAAGACUGCAGUUGCGACGGUCGAUGCGCUGGAAUCAACUCUCACGACUAUCACGGAAGCUGCGACAAACCUCGUCGAGAACGCCGCAUCUAUAUUGUCGCCGGUGCCGACAGCUAGUGCUCUUUGA